CUUGCCCCGCCGCCGGGCGCGCCAUGGAGGGCGAGUACUACGGCGGGGAGCAGUCAGAUGACGGUGGAGCGACCCCGGUGCAGGACGAAAGGGACUCCGGAUCUGAGGCUGAAGAUGAAGUAAAUGAGCAGCAUUCUGGAUCWGAGAAUGGGAGCAUAGGGCAUCAAUCAGAGAAUGAACACAGUGAUGGAGAAGACAAUGGGCAAAUGGGAGAGUCUCAUAUGACAGACUCUGAAAACGAAGAUAUUCCAAGGCAAAAAGACAGUGACUCAGAUAAUGAGGAGCCUCCAAAUCACAAUUUAAGUGAUUCAGACAAUGAAGCUGCUCAUGGAGGAAAAGACAGUGAUUCUGAUACUGAGGACCGUCCAAAUCAGCAUUUAAGUGACUCUGAAAAUGAGGAUGCCUUAAAUCAUCGAGUGAGUGACUCUGAAAAUGGAGAACCUCAAAGGGAUCAGAGCAGUGAUUUUGAAAAUGAGGAAUCACAGAAGCAGCCRGCCAGYGAUUCCGAGAGCGAGGAGCUGCGCAAGCAGCCRGCAAGUGACUCGGAGAGCGAGGAGCUACACAAGCAGCCAGCGAGUGACUCGGAGAGCGAGGAGCUACACAAGCAGCCRGCCAGUGAUUCCGAGAGUGAGGAGCUUCGCAAGCAGCCGGCCUCUGAUUCCGAGAACGAGGAGCCACGCAGGCAGCCAGCAAGUGAUUCUGAGAGCGAGGAGCUUCGCAAACAGCCGGCCAGCGACUCGGAGAGCGAGGAGCUGCGCAAGCAGCCGGCCASUGAUUCCGAGAGCGAGGAGCCGCGCAAGCAGCCAGCCAGCGACUCGGAGAGCGAGGAUGUUUCCAGACACAAACGAGAAGUAGAGUCUGAUGAUAGUGAUGUUGAGGACAGGAAGGAGGUGCAGAAUGAUUCUCAUCAUUCGGAUAACGAACCUGUGAGAAAAGGGUUUCAGGGUUCUGACAGUGAAGAGGAUGGCCCUAAAAGGCGAAAAAUAUCAGACAGUGAUGAAGAAGAGAAAGAGGAGGAGAAGAUCGUGAAAAGGAAAACAGCUGUACUCUCUGACAGUGAGGAUGACAAUGAGAAAACACCUGCAAAGAAAGUACGAAUUCUUUCUGAUGUUGAAGAAUCAGAUAGUGAUGCUGCUUCAGAGAAAUCUGAUAAAAGGAAGAAAAAUGCUAUAUCGGACAGUGAAGAAGAAGAAGAAAGGAAAGAGAAUGCUGGGAAGAAAAAAGAAGAGAAGGAUCUGUUUGGAAGUGACAGUGAAUCUGGAAAUGAGCAAGAGAACCUGAUUGCAGAUAUAUUUGGAGAAUCUGGUGAUGAAGAGGAGGAGGAAUUUACAGGUUUUAACCAGGAGGACUUGGAAGAAGAGAAAGCGGAUGCAGACAUGAAGGAGACAGCAGAUGAAUCCGAUUCUGAUGAUAACAUCAAAAGAGGGAAGCAUAUGGACUUCAUGUCAGAUUUCGACAUGAUGUUGCAACGAAAGAAGAGCAUGAGUGGCAAACGCAGACGGAACCGUGACGGAGGGACUUUUAUUAGUGAUGCAGAYGAUGUGGUCAGUGCCAUGAUUGGGAAGAUGAAUGAAGCUGCUGAGGAGGAUCGACAGCUGAAUACACAAAAGAAGCCAGCACUAAAGAAAUUAACUUUGCUACCAACCGUAGUUAUGCAUCUUAAAAAGCAGGACCUCAAAGAAACUUUCAUCGAUAGUGGUGUUAUGUCUGCUAUCAARGAGUGGCUCUCUCCUCUUCCAGACAGAAGUCUGCCAGCACUAAAGAUACGAGAAGAACUUCUGAAGAUCCUGCAAGAGCUGCCCAGUGUGAGCCAAGAGACCCUGAAGCACAGUGGGAUCGGACGAGCUGUGAUGUACCUCUACAAGCACCCUAAAGAGUCGAGACCUAACAAGGACAUGGCAGGGAAGCUAAUCAAUGAAUGGUCUCGACCCAUCUUUGGCCUUACCUCAAAUUACAAAGGCAUGACGAGAGAGGAGAGGGAGCAGAGAGAUUUGGAACAGAUGCCUCAGCGGAGGAGACUGAGCAGCUCCGGCGGUCAAACUCCUCGCAGGGACCUGGAGAAAGUGUUAACAGGAGAGGAAAAGGCACUCCGGCCUGGGGACCCUGGGUUCUGUGCCCGGGCAAGGGUGCCGAUGCCCUCCAACAAGGACUACGUGGUCAGACCAAAGUGGAACGUGGAAAUGGAGUCCUCCCGGCCCGGGACUAUUAAGAGAGGUAUUAGUCGCUUGGAAAAGCACAAGAGACGGUUUGCUGAACAGAAACGACUCAGCAAAGUGCAUCGAGCCAUCAAGUUCAGCAUUGAAGGCAACAGGAUGCCCCUGUAGCCAUGACACUGCCUUCCCCAAGUUUGAGAGGUAUCCCUCGAGGGAGGUGUGGACAGUGCAUGUGCUUCAGCCGUUGGCAGUUUGCACAUAUAGGAAAGGAGUGUGUAAGCCCCACCUUCAGCUUGGAAAGCUCUCCUGGUAUCCCCUGAUGCCUGUACUUUGACCUCAAAGGGCCACGUACAGGACAGGACACGCUGUAGCACCCGGCGCCUGCCGUGGUGCCUGCCUCCGCAGCUGCCCGGCACCCAGCGACAGGGACUGAAGGAAAAUCCUGCACUCACAGCCAGGUGUCUGUGGUUUGAAUGCUUGGCCAGUGAGCAGGUCCAGCAGUGUGAAACUUCUCACUUAGCUGUACUUUGCAGAUUGAUCUGAUGGGCAAGAAUUGCCCUUAUGUGGCUCAUGUUUCACUGGUAUAUGCAGGAURAAAACGCUGUUCAGGCCUAUUUUACCAAGGAAGUUAAGAGAUACGAGGCAUUAGGGGGUGGUUGAUGGCAGGUAGAGAACGAGACCUCCCAAGACUUGAGGAAAGCUCUGCUGGGAAUGCAGGGCUAGGGGAGAUGAUGGAUGAUGAAUAAUCAACAUGAGMAUUGUUUGGAAAACUUCUGGUCUGCAUUUCAGUUCUGUGAGCAGGGGUGUCCCAAGUGGUAGAUUGUUUUUAACCUUCACAUUUAUUUAUAACUUAUUUGGUUAAUCACUGAAAUUCCAGCUCCAAUUCCAGUAAAUAUUUUUUCUGUUUAAUGCAUAAACCUCACUUUUAAAUCAGUGCGUAGUGGGCAGCUUCCCUAAUGCUGGGAACAAGAGGUUCAGAUUCUAAAGGAUGUUUGUUUGGYAUCAAGUAGCAUAUUUUGGAUAUAUCUGUUUUUCCCAAACUUAAAAGGUGUAAAGUUUCCAGCAUUCACUUUUUCUUCUGUUGCCUAGCUAGGGAAACUGCUUUCUAGAAAGUAGUGGUUAUGGAUCCAGAAUCCCUUACUGUUGGUCUUCAGAGGGUUUUCUGUGCAGAAUCACUAUAAAAAC
Nothoprocta perdicaria is the source of this 3338-nucleotide messenger RNA. It is a transcript of the gene IWS1, whose product is annotated as IWS1, SUPT6H interacting protein. The transcript is spliced from 14 exons. Gene Ontology annotation, biological process: poly(A)+ mRNA export from nucleus. Gene Ontology annotation, cellular component: nucleus. Lineage: Eukaryota; Metazoa; Chordata; Aves; Tinamiformes; Tinamidae. Bases 24 to 2324 code for a protein of 766 amino acids. The record is from RefSeq and is a predicted model, not a curated record.